AGAACCCCGGCGUAUGCUCAAGAGGCGCCGUGGUCUCCUUGAAACUGGGGUCAUAGAACCCCUCGCGCUUGCGCAAGAGACCCCGUCUGGUUAAAUUCCUUCGGACAUGGCGUGAGAAUGCCGCCGGAACUCCAGACGAAUUGAAAUCUAAAUACUGAAUUAAUUUAUUGUCAAUUGUCUAUUGUGUUACGGAACAAAGUUAUCAUCUAACGUCGUCUAUUGCAACAUUGCAGAGAAGGUCGUAUGUACAAGCAUGGUGAAUUCGACGGACGUUAAAAAGGCAUCGAAUAAGACGUAAGAAACAUGUUAUGUUACGAUGGAAAGCUCAGCCUAUUUUGUUUCACUGUGGCCAGUUUGAUUGCGAUUCUGCCAGAGGUUCUACUGAGAUUAGAAUUUGAUGUUCCUCAGGCAUACUUCAAUAAUAUUUGGAUCACCCAUUUGUUUCAAUAUGGAUUUUUGAAUUUCUUCCUACUUCUUGCAUUUCGUGGCUUCUCUUACAAGGUUGCAGUCAGAGCAGUAUUUCUUGGGUAUGCUUUUGGAUGUGGAAUAUUAUUGUCUGCAAUUGCCGUACCUUCAUGGCAAACGUUUGGCAUAUAUAUCACCAUGUUGGCUAUAUUUCAUUAUUCAGAGUUCCUGAGCAUAGCAUGGAUAAAUCCAUCCACUCUAUCCAUAGACAGUUUCAUUUUGAAUCAUAGUAUAGCUUAUGGAAUGGCAGCUUGUUCUAGUUGGGUAGAGUUUACUGUGGAGAGACAGUAUUUUCCAGGGAUGAAAGAGUUGUCUUUUGUAUCAUAUUUUGGACUGAUAUUGUGCAUUUGCGGUGAAGUGUUACGGAAACUAGCAAUGUUCACAGCUAAGCAUAAUUUCAAUCACAUUGUACAAAGCGAAAAGAUGGACAACCAUGAACUCGUUACUUAUGGAGUCUACAAGCUUUGUAGGCAUCCAAGUUAUGUGGGCUGGUUUUACUGGUCCAUAGGGACGCAGCUGAUACUUCAGAAUCCAUUUUGCCUACUGGCAUACGCAGCGGCCUCUUGGAGGUUUUUCCAUGAUCGCAUUUUAAUCGAAGAAAUCACUCUGCUCAAUUUCUUUGGACAAGACUACGUAGAGUACCAGAAACGUGUUGGUACAGGACUGCCUUUCAUACCUGGCUACAAAUUGAAUUUAUAGCAGCCAGUCUCCGUUUAAACGUCUCCAUGUAUAAGUAAUUAAUUGCUAGGAAACAGCUCCAUAAUUAAGAAUUAUAGCGUAACCAAUAAAGCAGUGAUC
This is a messenger RNA of Dufourea novaeangliae, 1263 nucleotides long. It is a transcript of the gene ste14, whose product is annotated as protein-S-isoprenylcysteine O-methyltransferase. NCBI's taxonomy places the organism in Eukaryota, Metazoa, Arthropoda, Insecta, Hymenoptera, Halictidae. The transcript has 5 exons. Gene Ontology annotation, cellular component: endoplasmic reticulum; membrane. Gene Ontology annotation, biological process: C-terminal protein methylation. Bases 304 to 1164 code for a protein of 286 amino acids. The record is from RefSeq and is a predicted model, not a curated record. Gene Ontology annotation, molecular function: protein C-terminal S-isoprenylcysteine carboxyl O-methyltransferase activity.